Moneuplotes crassus is the source of this 339-nucleotide messenger RNA. NCBI's taxonomy places the organism in Eukaryota, Ciliophora, Spirotrichea, Euplotida, Euplotidae. The record is from the annotation of a GenBank genome assembly.
CUUGAGGGUACCUCUUUCAAAGGCUUUGAGUUCUUCCUUGGAGAAAUAGAGUUGUAUGACUGCGGCUUCACUCUAUUUCCACGAGAAUGAGGCUUAGAGCAUGUCUUAAAAGCUGUAGAUUUUCUAAUAAUAACUGGACAAUCUUUGAACAAUCACCCCUUACAGGAAAUUUCUCAAAUGUUCAUAAAAUCUUCUUUAUUAGGUUUCCCUUUGUUAUCUUUGAGAGUAUUUGAAAACUGAUGAGUCACCUUAGGCAUCUGAGGUGAGCAAUCUUCACUAUCAUCAUAAGAUACCAGGUCAUCACUCCAUAUAUCUUUUGAUAAAAGAGAUGCCUUCUUU